Messenger RNA from Ceratina calcarata, 2502 nucleotides. Its product is annotated as protein claret segregational-like. Bases 403 to 2382 code for a protein of 659 amino acids. The transcript is spliced from 5 exons. Gene Ontology annotation, biological process: microtubule-based movement. Gene Ontology annotation, molecular function: ATP binding; microtubule binding; microtubule motor activity. The record is from RefSeq and is a predicted model, not a curated record. NCBI's taxonomy places the organism in Eukaryota, Metazoa, Arthropoda, Insecta, Hymenoptera, Apidae.
GAUUUUGAGAAAAACCAAAAACGUUUCGAGUUUUUAACUGAAUUUUCCUACGUACGCAAGCUGAAAUUGUUCUUUUAGACGUAAACUGAUGUAAACUCCAGCUUGUACAUGUUCAUGAAUUACUGAGGGAAGUAUACGCAUUAAAAUCGUGUAAAAAAGUCAUUCUUGCGAGGAUUUGCUCGGAUAUUUACGUUUGCUAUUCUCUCAUUGGCUGCCUUCAGACAAAUUCAAGUUCAAAUAUCCAGCGGAUAUUUUCAACCAUUUUCAACAGACUCUGGCUCCCGAAUGGAGAAGUGCUGGCGUGCGGUGUGAAAAAUAAACCGUCGAUUCAUUUGAUUUCUUGUAAUUCAACAUUAAAGAAAUAAUUGGUGUGGCCGCGAGAGACGGUUGUAUUUGAACGAGAUGGAGUCACGACUACCAAAACCAAAAUUUAAUGUACCAAGUACUGUGAAGAGUGUAAUUAAUUCAAUAAAGGAAGUUAAAACAGACAUGGACACUAAUAAAGAGCUGAAAGAUAAGAAUAAUCAGCCACAAAAAAGCUCUAGUGAAACUUUGAAGAAAUGCAAGAGUACUAUGAAUAUUACUGAUAAAUGUGCAACUGAAAAUAAGGCUCCCUCCAAGCAGACUCUUACCAGAUCAAAAACCAUGUCUUCCAUUAAUACUAGAGCUGUGAAAAGGCCAGCUACAACCUCCACAGUACACGGGGAUGUUAAGAAACCAUAUGUUAGACCUGUAGCCAAAGUGACAACUACUUCAACAAGAACUGGUACUACAUUAACAAACACUGCCAAACCUAGUCAGACUACGAGAGUUGGGAAGACACAAAAUAGUGGUGCACCUGUCAAGCCUAUGAAGUGGGACUUGAAGGGUCGAUUGGCCCAAGCAAGUGACGAAUUGUCUAAUGUGAGACAACAAUUUAAAGAGACUGCAUCGAAAUGCAGUGAAUUAGAAGAACAACUGAACUCCUUGAAGACAACUGAGAGCACGUAUAAAAAAAAGGCAGAGGAAUAUGAAACUUUAAACGAAAAACUGGACAAGGACCUUAAGGAAAUGAAAGAGGAGAUGAAUAAAGUUCAUAAAGAAAACGAAAGUUUAACGAAACAAUUAAAAGAGUCAGAAGAAACAGUUCAAAACGUUUCAAGCAUCCUGGACCAAUUUAAACAGAAGUGUCGCAGCCAGGAAACUCUAAUUAGUAAGCACGAAGCCGUAGUAAAAGAUUUACAAUUGAAUUUAGAUACUCAAAUGAAAAUCAAUGAAGACCUCGAGAAACUGAAAACAGAUUUACAGACUCUAGUACACACCAUGGAUAAAGAUCGCCGAGUACUGCAUAACGCAAUUCAAGAGAUGAAAGGGAACAUCAGAGUGUUCUGUAGGGUUCGUCCCAGAACGAACGAAGAGCUUGGGAAACCGAUGUGUACAUUGAACUUCAUAGACGAAUGCACUAUUGAAGUCGGCAAGUUCGAUAGCUCGAGUGCGGCUAGCGGGAAGUACAGAGCAAAUCGACAAGAAUUUUCUUUCGAUAAAGUGUUUCCACCAACCGCGAAACAAGAAGAUAUCUUUGAAGAAUUAGCGUUGUUGGUACAAUCUGCGUUGGAAGGCUAUAACGUUUGCGUUUUCGCGUACGGUCAAACUGGUUCUGGCAAAACUUACACUAUGGAGGGUUUACCUGGUAUUGAGACAGAAGGCAUGAUACCUAGAACGGUAUUAAUGAAAGAGUUUCAAUUACUUGGUUGGGAAUACCGAAUAGAAGCCAGUUUUCUUGAAAUCUACAACGAGCAUAUUGUUGAUUUACUGGAUUGUCAACCAAAGAAUCACGACAUUCGAAUGGCUGACCCCAAGGGUCACGAUUUGUUCGUCACUAAUCUCCAAGUAGAGGAAAUUCAUAGCCCCGAAGAGUUACACGAGUGUCUUUUAAUAGCGCAACGUAACAGAGCGGUUGCAGCUACCCAAUCGAACGAACGAUCAUCGAGGUCGCAUUCUGUGGCGAGAAUAAAGCUUAUCGGAACGCAUAAAACGAAAGAAGAGGUCUCGAUAGGAAACUUGAAUUUGGUCGAUCUGGCGGGUUCGGAAAGAUUAAAGAACGAGGAGUCUGUACGAGUGACUGAAACAAAAAACAUCAACAAGUCGCUGGCAAAUCUGGGCAACGUGAUACUUGCUCUUUUAAAGAAGCAAGAACACAUCCCGUAUAGAAAUUCGAAGCUUACGCAUCUAUUGAUGCCGUCCUUAGGUGGUAACUCGAAAACUUUGAUGUUACUGAACGUAUCGCCUUUAGACGAGUGUUAUAAUGAAACACUGAACUCGCUGAGAUUCGCCAGCAACGUUAACAGUUGCAAAAUGGGAAACGCGAAAAGGACGCGAACAGUCUUACAAAAUAGUACAUAAAGUAUCAUCCAGCAAUAUUUCAUUAAAGUUAACGACUUGAAUGGUCAUCUGUUCUUUGUAUUCUGUUUUAUAUAAUCGACUGGUCUUUUACAACACCUCAUACUUCCUCCAUUUUUUACA